Closterium sp. Naga37s-1 is the source of this 1464-nucleotide messenger RNA. NCBI's taxonomy places the organism in Eukaryota, Viridiplantae, Streptophyta, Zygnematophyceae, Desmidiales, Closteriaceae. The record is from the annotation of a GenBank genome assembly.
AUGGGGGUGAGCUACGGGGGUGGUGGGAAAGGAAGGGCAGCAUGGCAUGGGGACACCACUCGCCCUUACCCCUCAACCGCAGACACCACUCGCCCUUACCCCUCAACCUCAGACACCACUCGCCCUUACCCCUCAACCUCAGACACCACUCGCCCUUACCCCUCAACCGCAGACACCACUCGCCCUUACCCCUCAACCUCAGACACCACUCGCCCUUACCCCUCAACCGCAGACACCACUCGCCCUUACCCCUCAACCUCAGACACCACUCGCCCUUACCCCUCAACCUCAGACACCACUCGCCCUUACCCCUCAACCUCAGACACCACUCGCCCUUACCCCUCAACCUCAGACACCACUCGCCCUUACCCCUCAACCUCAGACACCACUCGCCCUUACCCCUCAACCUCAGACACCACUCGCCCUUACCCCUCAACCUCAGACACCACUCGCCCUUACCCCUCAACCUCAGACACCACUCGCCCUUACCCCUCAACCUCAGACACCACUCGCCCUUACCCCUCAACCUCAGACACCACUCGCCCUUACCCCUCAACCUCAGACACCACUCGCCCUUACCCCUCAACCUCAGACACCACUCGCCCUUACCCCUCAACCUCAGACACCACUCGCCCUUACCCCUCAACCUCAGACACCACUCGCCCUUACCCCUCAACCUCAGACACCACUCGCCCUUACCCCUCAACCUCAGACACCACUCGCCCUUACCCCUCAACCUCAGACACCACUCGCCCUUACCCCUCAACCUCAGACACCACUCGCCCUUACCCCUCAACCUCAGACACCACUCGCCCUUACCCCUCAACCUCAGACACCACUCGCCCUUACCCUCAACCUCAGACACCACUCGCCCUUACCCCUCAACCUCAGACACCACUCGCCCUUACCCCUCAACCUCAGACACCACUCGCCCUUACCCCUCAACCUCAGACACCACUCGCCCUUACCCCUCAACCUCAGACACCACUCGCCCUUACCCCUCAACCUCAGACACCACUCGCCCUUACCCCUCAACCUCAGACACCACUCGCCCUUACCCCUCAACCUCAGACACCACUCGCCCUUACACCUCAACCUCAGACACCACUCGCCCUUACACCUCAACCUCAGACACCACUCGCCCUUACACCUCAACCUCAGACACCACUCGCCCUUACACCUCAACCUCAGACACCACUCGCCCUUACACCUCAACCUCAGACACCACUCGCCCUUACCCCUCAACCUCAGACACCACUCGCCCUUACCCCUCAACCUUCCUGCUCUCACCGGACGACCUCCCCUCACCGCACCUCACCUCACCCACCUCCCCUCACCGCACCCCUCCUGCCCCAAAACCGAGCACCAAACUCUCUGUUAUCAUCUGCUUCUGCCUUACUCUCAUUCUUCACGCAUCUCAAGAGACUUCACUCAGUGGGGCAGAGCAGCGAAACACCACAAUAA